Ambispora leptoticha is the source of this 2580-nucleotide messenger RNA. NCBI's taxonomy places the organism in Eukaryota, Fungi, Glomeromycota, Glomeromycetes, Archaeosporales, Ambisporaceae. The record is from the annotation of a GenBank genome assembly.
GGCCUUGGCAAGACGUUGCAGACAGUUGCAUUAUUGGCAUAUCUUAAGCACUUUAGAGAUAUCAAGGGUCCGCAUUUAGUUGUAGCACCAAAAUCUACAUUACAUAAUUGGGAACAAGAAAUAAAUAAGUGGACCCCAGACUUCAAAGUGAUUAUUUUCCAUGGGAAUAAGAAAGAAAGGGCUGACAUAGCGCAAAAUGUGUUGCUUCCGCAAGAUUUUGAAAUUUGCGUAACCUCCUAUGAAAUGUGUCUAAUGGAAAAGGCCCAUCUCAAGAAACUUUCAUUCCAAUACAUCAUCAUUGACGAAGCUCAUCGUAUAAAGAACGAGAAUUCGUUACUUUCGCAAAUAGUCAGAAUCUUUAACUCGCGUAAUCGGCUAUUGAUUACCGGGACGCCGUUACAGAAUAACUUACACGAAUUAUGGGCGUUGUUGAAUUUUUUGUUACCAGAUGUGUUUAAUUCGUCUGAGGACUUUGACUCGUGGUUUGAAGCACAAGGAGGAAAUCAAGAUUGGGUUAUUCAACAAUUGCAUAAGGUCUUGCGACCUUUUCUUCUUCGGAGAAUUAAGUCUGAUGUUGAAAAAUCGUUACUACCCAAAAAAGAAAUAAAUGUUUAUGUCGGUAUGUCAGCAAUGCAAAGGAAAUGGUAUCAAAAAAUACUCGAGAAAGAUAUUGCUGCAUUAAAUGGUGUGGUUGGUAAAGGAGAAAGCAAGACUCGACUGCUUAAUAUUGUGAUGCAGCUGCGCAAGUGCUGUAAUCAUCCAUAUCUAUUUGAUGGCGCUGAGCCUGGACCUCCAUAUACCACAGAUGAACAUCUUGUUGAUAACUCGGGAAAAAUGGUAGUUCUUGACAAGCUACUAAAGCGGGUGAAAGCUCAAGGAUCUCGUGUUCUUUUAUUCAGUCAGAUGAGCCGUGUACUUGAUAUUUUGGAAGAUUAUUGUAUAUUCCGAGGAUAUGAAUAUUGUCGUAUUGACGGACAAACAAAACAAGAUGAACGUAUAACUGCCAUUGAUGAUUUCAAUAAUCCCGAAAGUAAUAAAUUUAUCUUCCUACUUACAACACGCGCCGGUGGCCUCGGGAUCAAUCUUACAGCUGCUAACAUAGUAGUAUUAUAUGACAGUGACUGGAAUCCACAAGUAGACUUGCAAGCACAGGACCGAGCGCAUCGUAUUGGUCAAACAAAACAAGUUUACGUUUUUCGUUUCGUGACCGAGAAUGCAAUUGAAGAAAAAGUACUCGAAAGAGCAGCACAGAAAUUACGACUCGACCAACUUGUGAUACAACAAGGACGUUUGAGUCAAACACAGAAAGCUGCGACUAAAGAGGAACUGCUGAAUAUGAUCCAACACGGGGCCAAAAGUAUAUUUAAUUCGAGUGAUAGUACGGUGACGCAAGAUGAUAUUGAUCAGAUUCUCUUAAAAGGAGAAGAAAAAACUGCGGAGUUGAAUAGAAAAUAUGAAGGUCUAGGGUUAGAGGAUCUUCAGAAAUUUACAUCAGAAUCUGCAUAUGAAUGGCAAGGCGAAGAUUGGCGCAAUAAGCCAAAAGAAACGGAAUCUUCUUCAAGCUUUACCUGGAUAGAACCACCGAAACGAGAACGAAAAGCUAAUUAUACAGUUGAUAACUAUUUCAGAGAAGCAUUACGAGUGGGCCCUAAACCAAACGCUCCUAAAGCACCACGGGUUACCAAGCAAAUUAGCAUACCGGAAUAUCAGUUUUAUCCACAAAAACUUGUUGAUUAUUUAAAAAAGGAAAUGUAUUAUCAACAAAAAACUGCCGGUUAUGUAGUUCCGUUAAGAGAAUCUCCAGAACUUGAAGAUGAGAGUAACGUAGAAGUUAUGGAAUCGGAAAGACGUCAACGAGAAAGAGAAAGAGAGGAAGAACAAAAUAAAAUUAAUUCUGCUGAACCUCUCACUGAAGAAGAAUUAGAAGAAAAGGAGGAAUUAACGAGAGAGGCUUUUGUUGAAUGGAACAAACGUGAUUUCAAUAACUUUAUUACUGCGACUGCUAAAUAUGGAAGAGAUGCUUUAAUAGACAUUGCGGCAGAAAUUGAAGGUAAAUCAUACAAAGAAGUUCAAGAAUAUGCUCGAGUCUUUUGGGAACGGUAUCAAGAAUUGUCAAAUUAUGAAGAAAUCAUAGCAAAAAUUGAGCGAGGGGAAACAAAGUUACAACAGACACAAGAAAUCCAACAACUUCUCCAAGAAAAAGUAUCAAAAUACCGGACGCCACUAAGUCAACUCGAAAUCCCGUACAAUCUAAACAAAGGCAAGACCUUUACUGAGGAGGAGGAUCGGUUUAUUCUAGUCGCUCUCGCAAAAUACGGCUAUGGAACAGAGGAAGUCUACGACAAGAUUCGUAAUGAUAUUGACAAGUUCCCGCCGUUCCGAUUCAACUGGUUUAUCAAAUCUCGAACUUCAUCGGAGAUCUCUAGACGUUGCACCACGUUAAUUUCUCUUUUACAGAAAGAACAGUCUGAGAUUGAAGAAAAAGAAGAGGAGGAACGGAAGGAAGCGGAACUUAAACGAAAGAAGCGACAAGUAGAAAUCACUAAUGGAAACUCUACUUCAAAACGGAGCCGUCGUUAA